GCUAGUGGCUGCAGCCUGCUUAAGGAAACGCAAAUCCUCUCCCACCUUUCUGGAAAAUGAUGGAAAAUGAAGUGUUUGCAUCGUUUACUUUCUACAGCACGAUCUUGAUUAUAAAAAUGUAUGUUCUGGCCAUCAUUACAGGACAAGUGAGGCUCAGAAAGAAGGCUUUCGCCAAUCCAGAGGACGCCCUGAGGAACGGAGGGCUGCAGUACUGUCGAGAGGACCCAGACGUGGAGCGAUGCCGCAGGGCCCAUCGCAAUGACAUGGAGAACAUUUUCCCCUUCCUCUUCCUUGGGGCCAUCUACUCCCUGCUGGACCCCAAUCCCACCGUGGCAAGGAUCCACUUCCUGAUCUUCUGCGUGGGGCGGAUAGUUCACACUGUGGCAUACCUCCUGCAGCUGAAAGCUCCCACACGCUCGGUGGCCUACAGCGUGGCACAGCUGCCCUGCUUCUCCAUGGCGCUGCAGAUUCUCUUCGCCGUCAUCACACACUGGUAACGUUAAAGAUAACCCGCCGCCACUGGUGCUGCAACGUGGAUUAGAAAGACACGCCUUUGCUGCUUUCCCAAGAGAAGGACUCAUUCUGCUGUGGCUUCAGUGUCGGCAUCUCCCAGCUGGGUGGAGCUCAGGGCUCUGGGAAAUCCCCUCUGGGUGUGUGCAAGGCCCUAUUUCCAGGAGCAGGCUGCAGAGGUGGAAGGAUGUGCUCCUCGCAGCUGGGUGCUCAUGCAUUAAGCGCUCAGUAAUGCCACAGCAUUAGUACCACAGCAAUAGCAUUGUGGUGUCUUCCAGUCUUCUCGCUGGUGACCUGGGGGGAGGGAAUGAUGCCAAGUUAAGAACACAACUAAACCAGGAAGUGGUGAAACUCUCUAAGCAGCCUGGCCCCAUCACUCUGGGGAGAGAAAAGCGGGAGACCCUUGGUCCCCCUAACUCACUUUGAUGGGAGUGUGUACGGUGAAGAGAUAGGAUGUCCCAUCUCCUCUCUUCGGCAAGAAUACCUGGUGAUGUAGCGGAAAAGCUAAAGUAGGAACAAACUGAGUCUUUGUAUAAAACAAACCCCUGCCCCCAAAACCUCAUUUUUACUCUUUGAUUAGCGAGACCUGACUCUCCGUUUGUUCGUUUGUUGUUGUUUUUUAACCUCCUACACAGGAAGGAAACAAGUUGGUGGUGCAGCAUCUGAUACUGCCGGGCACAUCUCUGCUAGGAAACAGAACCCAAAGGGUUAAAUCUUUCAGAGGGUGGCAGUAAAAACACAGAGGGAAACAGAACUAGUGCAGGUCCCCCUUCCAAACCCAAAUUACAUCAUCAGUCCAAAGAGGCAGCUCUCCUCUGGGCCCCGGAGGUCAAGAUUUCACUUGACUGUCAACUCCAGAGCAGACAGCUCCAUUUGCUUUUGGAGUGAGAAGCGGGAGUUGGCUCCGGGCACAUCAGGCCAUCUCCAGACUCCCUCCUGGAAAGAGCAUUGAGCUCAUAAGAAGGUCGGGGCGCUCAGCACAGAUCUGGGCCUUUUCCAUUUCCUACAGGUACCUACAGGGGCGGCUCUAUGUUUUUUGCCGCCCCAAGCACGGCAGUCAGGCAGCCUU
This is a messenger RNA of Terrapene triunguis (Three-toed box turtle), 1579 nucleotides long. RefSeq names its product prostaglandin E synthase (gene PTGES). The coding region runs from base 57 to 497 and encodes 146 amino acids. Gene Ontology annotation, cellular component: membrane. Gene Ontology annotation, biological process: prostaglandin biosynthetic process. The record is from RefSeq and is a predicted model, not a curated record. Lineage: Eukaryota; Metazoa; Chordata; Testudines; Emydidae. Gene Ontology annotation, molecular function: prostaglandin-E synthase activity. The transcript has 3 exons.